AUGCAUGCUGACCAGUUCUUGAUAGGCCCAGUUGUCGAUAAUGUGAAGUCCGAAGCAUCCCGUACCGGCGAUGAGCUUCGCGAUCUGAAAAGCUCGCGUGUGACCCCUUCGACCACCACCGCCGAUGGUCAACCAUUGACCCACUACCACUCUUUGAUGUAUAGCCUUCUGAGCUGGGAACAACCCCGUGCGACCGCCGUCUCCUACGCCAGCGUGAUCUGUUUCAUCUUCGCCGCCCGUUAUCUGCCUCUUCUCCGCUGGGCCUUCAAGUUCCUAUACAUGUCGUUGGGAGUGACCGCCACCGUCGAGGUUGCUGGCCAUGUCAUCCUCAAGCGAGGAGUCGCCAGUGGAUUCCGCCCCCGCCGUUACUACACUAUCCCCAAGGAGACCGUUGAGGCUGUCCUCGAGGACCUUGAGCAGCUUGUGGACUUCUUCCUGAUCGAGUUCCAGCGCAUCCUGUUCGCUGAGAAUGUCCUCCACACCAUUUUGGCUUUCACUGCUGCUUUCACCGGCUACUGGCUGAUCCGCUUCGUUCCCUUCUGGGGCUUGGCCGUGAUUGCCGUGACCACCACAUACUUCACCCCCCUCAUCUACAUCAGCAACCGUGAAUUGAUUGACGAGCAGAUUAUCAACGCCCAGGAGAUCAUCAACUCCCAGACCAACCAGCUUCGGGACAUGGCUGGCGAGCGUACCUCGCACGCCACCGGCUUGAUGAAGCAGUAUGUCGGUGAGUACAGCUCCAAGGCCCAAGGUAUCAUCAGCUCCCGGCGCUCUACCUCCCCGGAAGCGAGCAAGCUCGUGAGCCCGAUCAAGCGUGAGACCGCGGCCGAGUCUGCUAAGACUCCCAUCCCCGAGUUCACUGCCCCUGUUGUCGAGCCUGUCGCCGAGCCCGCCGUCAAGCACGAGGACUUCCCCGAGGCUCCCAAAGCCGCUCCUGUCGCUCAGACUCUCGAAUCUGACAUUGUUGUGGAGCCCGCAGAGCAGGCUGGUGACCGUGAGCCUCUUCUGGCCAUUUAA
This is a messenger RNA of Penicillium egyptiacum, 1017 nucleotides long. Lineage: Eukaryota; Fungi; Ascomycota; Eurotiomycetes; Eurotiales; Aspergillaceae. The record is from the annotation of a GenBank genome assembly.